CCGCGGGGCCGCGGCAGGGGCUGCGCGCGCCCCGCCCGCGGCGGGAACGGGCCCGGCAGAAGGAUGAGUUAGGUUUCAUCCCAAAAAAAGCUCAAUGUGCCCGGUAGGGAGUAGGAGCGAGGACUUGAAUUGCAAGGAAAUAAGAUCCGCAGCACUUAGUAAGGCAAUUUCCUGCUGCUGUUUCUAUUGAGGAUGCUGGAUGUGUCAAGGAUCAGCCCAUGGCAGUGAAGCUACAAGUGCCCUGAGGCUGCUGCUGUAACGUGUCACAGGUGUAAGCACUGCAGCACUGAAAAGGAAACGCCAGCUUUGUGGAGCUCACAUGGAAAGUGGUGACAGACCAGAAGAACAAUUGCACAACUGUGAUGUAGCUGCCUCAGGUCCAUGCUGUUGGCUGGAACAGUAGGUUGAAUCUUUCUGAGCUAUGCCAAGAAAAAGAAAGCUGUUGGCUCAAUUAAGUGCUCUUCAAAACACCAGCAGCUUCCCUCAGAUCGAUGCCGUGGAGCAGCUGAACACUACACCUGGAGCAGAUCCUUCUCCAAAAAGCAGCAAAUAUUUUGUGAUAGAGAAAAAAAAUUCUCCUCAGCUACAGGAAGAUUUUUUCAACCAGCCCUGUGUUAGUCUGGCCAAGUCCUUUCUGGGACAGAUUUUAGUUCGCAAACUUCCUGAUGGCAGAGAGCUCUGGGGCAGGAUUGUUGAAACAGAAGCUUAUCUGGGUGGGGAAGAUGAAGCUUCCCACUCGAAAGGUGGGAAGCAAACACAACGGAACGCAGCAAUGUUCAUGAAACCAGGAACUCUGUACGUGUAUCAGAUCUACGGGAUUUAUUUCUGCAUGAAUGUUUCCAGCCAAGGAGAAGGGGCUGCAGUGCUGCUGCGUUCCCUGGAGCCUCUGCAGGGCUUGGAUGCCAUGAGGGAGCUGCGCAGCGCCUCCAGGAAAGCACCCAGCAGGCUGCUCAAGGACUGGCAGCUCUGCAACGGGCCCUCCAAGCUCUGCCAGGCCUUUGGCAUCGACAAGGCUUUUGACCAAAGGGACCUGACUCAGGAUGCUGCCAUCUGGAUGGUGCCAGGACAGGACCCGCCGGGGGAGCAGGACGUGGUGGCCACCACCAGGAUUGGCAUUGGCAACAGGGGAGAGUGGGCACAGAAACCACUCAGGUUUUAUUUACGAGGAAACAGAUUUGUGAGUGUUGUAGACAAGAAAAUAGAGAGAGAGAUGGCAGCAAGGGGACAUUCCCCUGGCAGCUGACAAGUCUUGCAAGUGUCCCAGGGACCAGGACUUGAGCUGUGCUCUGUACAAUGGCCUCAAGCUGCAUCAUGGCAGACAGAGGGGCUUGGGGGUUUUUAACAAUAAAUGUACUUUGUCACAAUGAA
Messenger RNA from Passer domesticus (house sparrow), 1368 nucleotides. RefSeq names its product N-methylpurine DNA glycosylase (gene MPG). Gene Ontology annotation, biological process: base-excision repair. The coding region runs from base 422 to 1243 and encodes 273 amino acids. NCBI's taxonomy places the organism in Eukaryota, Metazoa, Chordata, Aves, Passeriformes, Passeridae. The record is from RefSeq and is a predicted model, not a curated record. Gene Ontology annotation, molecular function: alkylbase DNA N-glycosylase activity; DNA binding. The transcript is spliced from 7 exons.